Molecule: messenger RNA, 2016 nt
Organism: Dujonia railenensis
Lineage: Eukaryota; Fungi; Ascomycota; Pichiomycetes; Serinales; Debaryomycetaceae
Source: the annotation of a GenBank genome assembly
AUGCUGCAAAAUGACCAAGAAGAAGAUUAUUUCCAAGUAGAAUGUAGGGCCGAUUUGCAAAGCUUGUAUACGGAAAUACUGUCCGUCAAUGAGGAACUUUCUUAUAACAUAUUACCUCUGUAUCAGAUGUUCUCUCAUACAGUUAACAAAAGCUGUGAAAUUGAAUUUGAAAAUAAUUCCGCUCCUCCUAGCUACCAAGAACUUACAAAUUCAGGGAGAUGUCUUGGAUGUAACUCUUUACCUACAUCUACAUCGCAAGCAUCAUUGAUAAACAGCUCCAGUAGCCAAUCAGCCUCUGAAGCAACAAGUAAUCAAGAGAAUAUACUCAAUAACGUCUUAAAGUUGAACAAUAUUACUAAUUCGUUGACAAAUAAUUAUUCAAAAUCAGUAAAGUUGAGCAUUGUGCUUACUGAAGAUGAAGGGACAAGUGAGUUUACCGAGCUUCGGGCUAAGAGCAUAGAAUAUUCUCAGACAGACACAAUCUGUGGGUAUGUGUUGAUAGAAAAUACUUCAGCAAUACCUAUCCCCUUCGAAAUAUUUUAUGUCUCACUACAGGGAGCUUUCGAAACAACAGACAAAAUUCUGAAAUCGCAUAAUAGGGAAAAAUUCCUUGAGAUGAUAGAUUUAAGUGCAUCAUACGAUAAUCCUUUCAAUGUUAGAUAUAAAGAUACGGAAAUGUUGUGCUCAAUUGAUGAAGAUUUACUUCAAAGAAAUAUAGGUCCAAAAAGGGUUUAUAAGAGGUUCUUCAGUUUCAAAAUUCCAAAUCGCUUGCUUGAGGAUAGUUGCAUUCAUGAUUGUUCGACUCACAUUGAACUACCACCAACUUUAGGCAUCAGGAAUGUUGAAGCAAGUAUUAACUAUAGCAUUGAGGCAAUACUAAUUGGAAAAAAUUCGAUGUACGAGCAUUUCGAUAAAAAUAAUACUAUUUCAAAUAAUUUUCCUGAUCGUUACAUUGUUCUCAAGGAGAUCACUAAAGAUUUAAGAAUUGUUUCUCUUGACACUGAAACAGCUAGCUACAGUUCGGGAACUGUAUCAUAUGAAAGCUUACAAGAUGAAAUUGAUUUCAAUUUGAAUUCGCUAGCCGAGUUAGAAAGUGACCAGACUACUAAUUUCAAAAGAGCCAAUUCAAAAACUGCUUAUCAUGUCAUCAAUGAUCCUAAACCGCUCUUGGAGCUGCAUGCAUGCGAAACGGCUUCGAUGAAUUCAAAUAAGUCACAAGAAAGGUGCUAUCAAUAUGAAAACUUUCAACGUGAAGUGGAAAAUUUUCAAAUAAUAUGCCACUGCCCAGUGAAAACUAGAAAAGGAUUGAAGAAGAUUAUUGAAGAUUAUUUUUUCACCUCUCCUAAUGUUUCCUAUAAGAUAGAUUACAUAAAACCUCCACAAUACCGUCGACAUGAGUUAAUACAAGACCGGCUGUGGAAAUUUGAUAUCCCAUUUAACUUGACUAACCAGCAUUUUAAGUCUGCACCAAUCUUCAAGAAUGUAACUGCCGAAUUGGUCUCUUUAACAAUAAUUAGCAAAGUAUCAUCAAUUCCCGUUGAAAUUAAUCAUAAUAUGGUAUUUCAAAAUGGAAAUGAACUAACUUUUGAUGACAUUGUUGUGAAGCCUAUGAGACGAAAGCUCGAAGCCUUAAGGGGGUUUGCUAAGAGAAUGGAGCCAAAUACAGUCAGAAUGAGCUCAUCUUUGAUUAGGGAUCUCGAGACCAUUUCUAGUCUAACUUCAAUUUGCGUUGUGAUGGACGUGAAUGAAGUAAAAUUGACCCCAACGUCCUCUUCAAGUACUGGUGUCAAAAAUAAAAUGUUACAAGGAACUUAUAAUAUUAGCGUCGAUCUUACCAAAUCAGCUAUUAAAUAUCGUAAACUGAGGGGCAUUGCCUACGAUAGUUUUUGCUUAAUUCCAAGUUUUCAAAGUUGUAAAUUAGCCAGGAUAUACUUUCUUAAGUUAAAAUUGGAAUGUCUGAAUGGUUUUGCAAUCAAUUUUAAGGUACCUAUUGAAGUUAAAAAAAAUAAACUUUAA